Cylas formicarius (sweet potato weevil) is the source of this 3880-nucleotide messenger RNA. RefSeq names its product isoleucine--tRNA ligase, cytoplasmic (gene IleRS). Gene Ontology annotation, molecular function: ATP binding; tRNA binding; isoleucine-tRNA ligase activity. The coding region runs from base 178 to 3813 and encodes 1211 amino acids. The transcript has 6 exons. NCBI's taxonomy places the organism in Eukaryota, Metazoa, Arthropoda, Insecta, Coleoptera, Brentidae. Gene Ontology annotation, biological process: isoleucyl-tRNA aminoacylation. The record is from RefSeq and is a predicted model, not a curated record.
AUAACAUUCAGACAACUGUUAAGGCUAUUUCAACAAUUAUUAAAAAGAAUCUUAAGACUUCUCUGCAGGUUAGGUUAGGUUUGAUUCGGGGUUCUUAUGACGAGGCUUAUGAAAUAAGUACAUUGGUUAAAACAUUUUUGAUUGAAACCAGGAAAUAGAACGCAGGGUUUGCCUACAAUGUCUAGUGGUAAAUUGAUUCAGCAGGUGCCUAGGGUCCCAGAAACAAUACAUUUUCCCGAUGAAGAAGAAAAAAUAUUGAAAUUUUGGAAUGAUAUCAAAGCGUUUGAAAGCUGCUUGAAACAAUCGAAAGGAAAGCCGAGGUAUACAUUUUAUGAUGGUCCACCAUUCGCAACUGGUUUACCACAUUAUGGCCAUAUUCUUACUGGUACCAUAAAAGAUGUGGUGACUCGAUAUGCUCACCAGCAGGGAUUUCAUGUAGAGAGGAGAUUUGGAUGGGAUUGUCAUGGGCUGCCAGUUGAAUUUGAGAUUGAUAAAACUUUGGGAAUUAAAGGACCCGAAGAUGUGUUGAAAAUGGGCAUUGACAAGUACAAUGCUGAAUGUAGAAAAAUUGUGACUCGUUACAGUAAGGAGUGGGAGACUAUAAUUGGACGCCUGGGAAGAUGGAUUGACUUCAAAAAUGAUUAUAAGACCUUGUAUCCUUGGUUUAUGGAGUCAGUUUGGUGGGUGUUUAAGCAAUUAUAUUUGAAAGGUUUUGUGUACAAAGGAAAUAAGGUAAUGCCUUAUUCUAAUGCUUGUAACACUCCCCUCUCAAAUUUUGAAUCAGGGUUAAAUUAUAAAGAUGUGGUUGAUCCAACUAUAACAGUUAGUUUACCUAUAUUUAAUGACAAAGAAAAUGCCUGUUUACUUAUUUGGACCACAACUCCAUGGACUCUACCAAGCAAUUUGGCAGCCUGUGUCAAUCCAAAUUUAAUUUAUGCAAGAUUAAAACAUAUUCCAACUGGGAAUAUUUACAUAAUGAUGGAGAGUCGUAUUGAAUCAAUUUUUCCAGCCAGUACUUAUGAAAUAUUGAAAAAAUUUCAAGGAAGACAUUUGGAAGGAUUGAAAUAUGAACCACCUUUCCCAUAUUACAGGGACAUCUAUAGAGAAACUGCUUUUCGUGUUGUUUGCGAUGAAUAUGUUACCUCAGAUACUGGUACUGGUGUUGUUCAUCAAGCUCCCAAUUUUGGUGAAGAUGAUUACCGAGUUUGUUUGGCUAAUGGAAUUAUUUCAAAAGACAUGGACUUGGCAUGUCCAUUAGAUGCCAGUGGUCAUUUUACUGAGCCUAUUUCUGAUUUUAAAGGAGAAUAUAUUAAAGACGCUGACAAAAACAUCAUUGCUCACUUGAAGGCUCAUAAUAAACUGGUUAAUCAUUCUCAGAUUAAGCACAGCUACCCAUUUUGCUGGAGAUCAGAUACACCGUUAAUCUACAGAACUGUACCCUCUUGGUUUAUAAGAGUAGAGCAACUACAAGAUCAGCUUGUUAAUUCUACCAUGGAGACUCAUUGGGUCCCAGGAUUUGUUAAAGAUAAAAGAUUUGGCAAUUGGUUGAGAGAAGCACGAGAUUGGGCCGUAAGUCGUAACAGAUAUUGGGGAACUCCCAUUCCUAUCUGGAUUUCACCCACUGGAGAUGAAAUUAGAUGCAUCGGUAGUAUUGCCGAACUGGAGGAACUUUCAGGACAAAAAGUUUCCGAUUUACAUAAAGAAUUUGUGGAUAAACUUGAAAUACCAAGUGUCAAACCUGGUAACCCUCCUUUGAAGCGCAUUUCUGAAGUUUUUGAUUGUUGGUUUGAAUCAGGGUCUAUGCCAUAUGCGCAACAACAUUAUCCAUUUAAAAAUGCUAGGGAAUUUGAAGAAAAUUUCCCUGCAGAUUUUAUUGCGGAGGGUAUAGAUCAAACCCGGGGAUGGUUUUAUACAUUGAUUGUUCUGUCUACUGCUUUGUUUGGUAAAGCUCCAUUCAAAAAUCUUGUUGCCAAUGGAUUAGUGCUAGCAGCAGAUGGUCAGAAAAUGUCAAAAAGCAAGAAAAACUAUCCAGACCCAAUGGAAGUAGUAAACAAAUUUGGUGCUGAUUCACUAAGGCUUUAUUUGAUUAAUUCUCCUGUGGUUAGAGCCGAAAAUUUGCGGUUUAAGGAAGAAGGAGUGAGAGAUAUAAUAAAAGAUGUAUUUUUACCUUGGUAUAACGCCUUUAGGUUCCUUAUGCAAAAUAUUGAAGUUUUUAUAGAACUGAAUCAUCAGAAAUUUAUUUACAAUCCAAAUGAUGUUAAAAGUGAUAAUAUAAUGGACCUUUGGAUUCUUUCUUUUACUCAGUCUCUGCUCGAGUAUGUUAGAAAAGAAAUGAAGUUGUAUCAUUUAUAUAAUGUUGUACCCAGAUUGAUGAAAUAUGUGGAUUACCUAACAAAUUGGUAUGUGAGAAUGAAUAGAAAAAGAUUAAAGGGAGAGGGCGGUACUGAAGAUUGUAGAACUGCUCUAACCACAUUGUACAAUAUCCUAUUCAACAUUAUAAGAAUGAUGGCGCCUUUCGCACCAUUUUUGUCUGAAUUUAUGUAUCAGUCUAUGAAAGUUUUGACCACUUCCUCCUCUGAAAGUGUUCAUUAUCUAAUGUUACCAGAACCAGAUGUAGGUCUAAUUGAUGUUACUAUUGAAAGAGCCGUGCAUCGUAUGCAGAGCGUUAUUGAACUUGGUAGAGUUAUAAGAGAUAGAAAAACCAUCCCCAUAAAGUACCCUUUGACUGAAGUAAUAGUAGUGCACCAAGAUCCACAGUACAUUGAAGAUAUAAUCUCAUUAAAGGAAUAUAUCUUGUCGGAACUAAAUGUUCGAAAAAUGGACACAACUACUAAUAAGAGUAAGUUUGGAAUUGCUCUGAGAGCAGAACCCGAUCAUAAGGUUCUGGGUAUGAGGUUGAAGCAGCAUGCCAAAACAGUUGCUCAAGGAAUCAAGUCAUUAACUGACACUGAGAUAAGCGAAAUGUCUAAGAAAGGGUACAAGGAUAUUUGCGGACAUCGAAUUGAAAUUGGGGAAGUUAGAUUGAUUUUUCAGUGUGAAAACUUGAAUACCAAUCAAUAUGAAGUGAACAGUGAUAAUGACGUGUUGAUUUUAUUGAACGUUUCCGCCGAUUCCUCUAUGCAGGAUGAAGGAAUUGCUAGGGAAAUUAUUAAUCGCAUUCAGAAACUUAGGAAGAAAGCCCAUUUAGUACCAACAGAUGAAAUUUCUGUGAUUUAUAAUAGUGAAGGUGAAAUAGCUAGAAUUGCUAAAGAAUAUAGAAGUUUUAUUGAGGGUACUAUUAAAGCGUCUCUUAAAUCAGACAAAGAGGCCUCUGACGAAGUGAUUAUUGAGGACACUCAGCAGCUGAAAGAUUGUAACCUUUAUAUUUGUUUGACCAAAAGUAGCAGCAGUAAUUUACCAUAUGUAAAAUGGGUGAAUGUGCAACUAGUUGAUCUAGAAUCAAAGUAUUGUAAAGGAUCAUCUAAAGGAGUUGUGCUUCUUGAAGCUGGCAAAAAAUCUAUUGACUUAAGCCAGUUUAAGUUGGAAGUAUUUAGGCUCUUUGGUGUAGAUAAAUUUACUUUGACAGAUACCCAAGGAUGUGAAUUAACGACAGAUAAGGAUUUAAAAAAUUCUUCAAGUAAAACUGUUUUCAUUACUAAGAAAGUAGGUAAUGAUAAACUACCACAAUGUGAUAACAGACCCUUUUGCAAGUUUCACAAUUUUAAAGAAAAUGGAAAAUCGGGCACCAUUUUGUUGGAAAACCCGGUAGGAAUCCCUACCGUGUUUUCCACGGGUAGUAAAGAUUCAGUUAAACUUUGGCUUCAGUUAAAUUAAGUUGCUUUGUAAUUUAUUUGUAACUUAUUUGGAUUUUGUUAUAUAAACAAUAAAUUUAAUUUCCGAA